Molecule: messenger RNA, 516 nt
Organism: Ambispora gerdemannii
Lineage: Eukaryota; Fungi; Glomeromycota; Glomeromycetes; Archaeosporales; Ambisporaceae
Source: the annotation of a GenBank genome assembly
AUGAUUGAAAAUACUACUACUAAUACAAUUGAAGUUGCAACACCGCGAGCCACACAAGAUGAUGAUGAAAUUCCAUUAGGUCAACUUUUUGCACUAUCUGAACCAGAAAAUUUAGAUUUACUUCCUCCUCCAUAUUACCCAAGAGAGGUAAAUAGGUGUUCACGUCGUUUUCCUUCACCCUUACUCUUAAAUUCAUCAGAAGACAGCCCACCUGCUUACACACUGUCAAGAAAUAAUAAUAAUCGUGUGCCUUUCACAAUUAAUAUCAGAUACCCGACCAGAAUUUACUGUCUUAAUUGUCAAGAAUACACGCUGUCAAUUGUGAGAAAGAGACCAGCCACAAAAGCUUAUGCUUAUUCUCUUUUGUUCUGCUUUGUUUUCUGGCCAUUGUUUUGGGUGCCUUUUGUAUCGAAAGGAUGUCGAGAAAUAUUACAUAUAUGUUCAGAAUGUGAUCAUUUGUUAGCUGUAGUCGAGGAAAAUGACAAGGAAAAUGACGAUGCUUCUUCAAUAUAUUGA